AUGAGGAAAUCGUCGGGGGAACCCAAGGUAACUGAAAAAAAUCGUCGAGGGAACCCCCCUAACUGGGAAAACGUCGAAGAACCCAAGGGGAACAGGAAAAACGUCCCAGGAACCCAAGGAACCGAGGAAAACGUCGGGGGAACCCCAAAGGGAACUGAGGAAAAAGGCGAGAACCCAAGGGGACUGAGGGAAAACCCUCAAGAACCAAGGAAAACAGGAAAUCGUCGAGGAACCCCCAAAGGGAAAACGUCGAGGAACCAAAAGGGGACUGAGGAAAUCGUCGGGGGAACCCAAGGGAACGAGGAAAUCGUCGGGAACCCAAAAGGGAAUGAGGAAAUCGUUGAGGAACCCAAGGUAACUGAGAAAUUGUCGAGGAACCCCCAAAGGGAACUCAGAAAAUCGAACCCAAAAUUUUAUGGGAAAUCGUCGAGGAAACCCCAAGGGUUUAAUGGGAAAAGCGAGAACCCCAAAAGGGAAAAGAGGGAAAACUCGAGGAACCAAAAGGGAAAACGAGGAAAUCGUCGGGAAAACCCCAAGGGGACAAAAGGGAAAACGUUUGAGGAACCCCGGGGACAGAGGAAAAAGGGGAGGGAACCCCAAGGGAACGGGAAAACGUCGAGGAACCCCCAAGGAAAUGAGGAAAUCUCGAGGAACCCCAAAGGGAAAAGAGGAAAUCGUGAGGAAACCCCAAAGGAAAUGAGGAAAACCCUCGAAGGGAAACCCCAAAGGGAACCGAGGGAAAAAGUCGAGGAACCCAAGGGAACCGGAAAUCGAAACCGGGAAAUCCCCUCGAGGAAAACCCAAGGGGGACUGAGGGAAAACGUCGAAGAACCCAAAGUAAACCUGGAAAGGGAAAACGUCGAGGAACCAAAGGACCCAGGAAAUCGUCCAGGAACCCAGGGGAUUGAGGAAAUCUCGAGGAACCCAAGGGGAAGGGGGAAAACGUCGAGGAACCCCAAGGAACCCAAGGGGACCGAGGAAAUGUCGAAGAACCAAGAGGUUGACCGAGGAAUCGUCAAGGAAAUCGUCGAGGAACCAAUGGUGACUGAGGAAAUCGUCGAGGAACACAAGGUGAUACGAGGAAAAUCGUCCGAGGAACAAAGAAGAGAAAAUGAGACCUUUUAUCAAGGCCCAAUAGGCUUCCCGGAGAUCCUCGUGUCCUUGUGGCUUUCUAAUCCCAUAAACACGAACAGAACAAAUAUAAACAUCGCAAAAUCACAAGAGACUAUCAGUUACCUCGAACUCAUGAACACAGAAGUUACAACUACUGAAUUCUGA
Messenger RNA from Penaeus chinensis, 1278 nucleotides. RefSeq names its product translation initiation factor IF-2-like. Lineage: Eukaryota; Metazoa; Arthropoda; Malacostraca; Decapoda; Penaeidae. The transcript has 9 exons. Bases 1 to 1278 code for a protein of 425 amino acids. The record is from RefSeq and is a predicted model, not a curated record.